GGACAAGGGGCAACAGCCUCAGGUUGUGCCAGGGGAGGUUUACACUGGAUAUUGAGAAAAUUCCUUCAUGAGAAGGGUGGUUAUUGGCACUGACACUGGCACAGCUGCCCAGGGCAGUGUUGAAGUCCCCAUCCUUGAAGGGACUCGAAAGCUGUGUGGGUGUGGCACUUGGGGACAUGGGUCAGUGGCGGCCUUGGCACUGCUGGGGGAAUGGUUGGACUUGUUGAUCCAAGAGAUCUUUUCCAGCCUUAAUGAUUCCAUUGACUCUGCCAUCAGUGCUGACUCUAAGCCCCAGCCUUAGCAAGGGCCUGGGGGAGCAGAGCAGCUCCAUUGGGCUGCUGUGGCUCCUCAGAAAAACUGAAGAGGUUUCUGCUGUGGUUUUAGAUGCUUUCCCAGCAUGGCUGUGCAAGCCCUGUGAUUUCAGCAGGUGGGAUUUCCAGAACCUUUCAAAGCAUUGAUGGGCAGCUGCACAGCUGCCUGUGGCUGGGCCUGUCCUGCUUCUCCAGGAGCUGCUGUCCCACUGGGGACUGAGGAGCAGGGCUAGGUGCUUUAUGGCAGGCUCUGGCUUGGGGCUGAGCUGGGAGGGUUCAAGGGUUACAGCCCUGAGGGUGCCUCUUGGUGGGGAUUUAAAUCCUGCAAAGAUUAACUUUAGGCAGAUGAGACUGGAAGCUGAGGUUUCCCUGUCACACCCAGAGCAGUGGUCCUGUGUGGGAGCUGGGAGCUGCUGUGGAUGUCAGGCUGUGCACAGGGAAGGAGCCUUGGGAAAUCUGUCUCCAACAUCCCUGUUGGGCUGGGAGACAGGCAGCUGCUUCCCUUCUGCCUGUUGUCCUUGAGGCAAGCUGUCUGUCACAAGCCUGGUUUCCCUCCAGUGAGCAGGAAAGUGGUUUCUCUUCCUCUCCAAGCACUGAGAGGAGCAAAGUCUUCCAUCAGACGGAGGUUGCAGGUGGACAACCUUCCCUGGAGACAGAUGGUUGCAGAGGGGCUGGGGAAAUACAGGUGGCCAGAGCCAGGACAGCUGCUGGAGGGUCACUGGGCACCAGGGAGGUGUGGAUCUAGUGGGAUGUGUCCCUGCCCGUGGCAGGGAGUGGAAUGAGAUGAGCUUGAAGGUCUUUCCAACCCAAAGGACUCUGUGAUUCUGACAGUGCUGAAGGUCCCCAGGCCAGGUGACAGGUGGCUGCUGGAACCAGUCCCUCAGAGGGGCAGCUGCCACCACCACCACUGGAUACUGGGAGUGUUUCUAGAGGCCAGUUGAACACCUGGCUCAGGGGGAAGUUGACCCUGGGUGGAGAAAGAGCUUGAAGUUCGCAGAGGCUCUUGAUGCAGAUGGAACUUCCUUUGUGUCAACUGAACUUGUGCUGGUCCCCCUGGGGGGUUCUGGUGCCUCAGGGAGUGGCCAUGGGACGUGGCAGAAGUGUAACCUGGUGUUCCUUUCCCCAGCCUACCUGUCUGGGGGCAGCAUGGCGCGGCGCCCGCGGAGCAGCCGGGCCUGGCACUUCGUCCUGAGCGGGGUCCGGCGCGAGGCCGACGGCCGGGCCGGCACACGGGGCUGGGGCUACGACUCUGACGGGCAGCAGCACAGUGACUCGGAUUCAGAGCCGGAGUUUUCCUCCCUGUCUCCCUCCAUCCCGAGUGCCAUCCCUGUGACUGGAGAGUCCUACUGCAACUGUGAGAACCAGAGUGAAGCUCCCUACUGCUCCAGCCUGCACGCCCUGCACCGCGUCCGUGACUGCCGCUGCGGCGAGGAGGAUGAGUAUUUUGACUGGGUGUGGGAUGACCUGAACAAGUCAACGGCCACGCUGCUGACGUGUGACAACCGCAAGGUGAACUUCCACAUGGAGUACAGCUGUGGCACAGCCGCCAUCCGCGGCAACAAGGAGCUGGCAGACGGACAGCACUUCUGGGAGAUCAAGAUGACCUCUCCGGUGUAUGGCACUGACAUGAUGGUGGGGAUUGGGACAUCAGAUGUGAACCUGGACAAGUACCGUCACACCUUCUGCAGCCUGCUGGGCAAGGACGAGGACAGCUGGGGACUCUCUUACACAGGACUGCUGCAUCACAAGGGGGACAAAACAAACUUCUCCUCGAGGUUUGGCCAAGGCUCCAUUAUUGGUGUGCAUUUGGACACGUGGCACGGGACACUCACGUUCUUCAAGAACCGCAAGUGCAUAGGGGUGGCAGCCACAAAGCUGCAGAACAAGAAGUUUUACCCCAUGGUGUGCUCAACGGCAGCCAAGAGCAGCAUGAAGGUGAUCCGGUCCUGUGCCAGCUGCACGUCCCUGCAGUACCUGUGCUGCUUCCGCCUGCGCCAGCUCCUGCCCGACUACGUGGACACGCUGGAAGUGCUGCCCCUGCCCCCAGGACUGAAACAGGUGCUGCACAACAAACUGGGCUGGGUCUUGAGCAUGAACUGUAGCACGUCAAAGCCUUCCUCCUCCUCGUCCUCGGGGAGCGACUCGGACAGCUCGUGCGGCUCGGAUGCGGAGGCCUGCCCAAGGAAGAGGUGCAGGAGGACAUAAUGGCUCUGCACAGCAGCUGGGUGGUGUUUGUUGUGUUGUCUGCAAGGGCCAGUCAAGUCUGAUGCACCUCUUCCUUCUGGGGACAUCCAUUUCUACGUGUUGGCAAAGAUUUCUCCAGUGCUGUGGGAAUCUUUGGCCUCGACAUCCAUCACAGGCAUUUAGAAGAGCUGCUGGCUCCAAGAGAUGCCAGCUCUGACACAAGAAAUUUGUGGUGAAAUAUCUGGGCUUCAUCUCCUGGCUUGCUAUGGAAGUCAGCACCUCUUCCUGAAGGAUCUCUCUUCUCCCUGUUGGCACAGACAACGUUUAAAAAAUUUGACUUGAUGACAGGAGUUAGACUGAUAAUUUCCAUGGCUCCCUUCCAGCUCAGGAUGUUCUGUGGUGAUUAAGGUGGCCUCCUGGUUGGAGUGUACUGGAUUCCAGUCAGAUAAUGGACCUGACUCCUCGAGACACAAUCCCAGGCCAGUUCUCUCCUCUCUGUGUGUGUAGGUUUGGUGUCUGCCAUGACCUCCUCCUGCUCUGGGGCACGACUGGAGCAGCAGCUGGAGGGAAAGAGCCCCCAGAGACACUGCUGGGAGCAGGAGCUGAGCUGUGGGUGGUUUUCCUGGAGCCCCUGGGGUCUUUGAAUUGCUUUGCAUGUUGGUUCCUGCUGCUUCUCCUCUGUCCAAGACUGUGUUAAACUGUAAUAAUAAAAG
Molecule: messenger RNA, 3208 nt
Organism: Pseudopodoces humilis (Tibetan ground-tit)
Lineage: Eukaryota; Metazoa; Chordata; Aves; Passeriformes; Paridae
Source: RefSeq, a predicted model, not a curated record